AUUUCUUCCAUCCGUGAAGGAGUGAACAGAAGCUGAUCAAAGCCUCACUCCAGCUACCUUCUCUGUACAGUUGAAGAGGGAAAAUGGGGAAAGAGCUGAGAUUCUUGAUUGGGAUUGUUGUGGUAUGUGGUUGUGUGCUUGUAGCCAAUGCAGAUUACAUGCUCUACAAAGAUCCCUCAAAGCCAAUAGGUCGAAGGAUCAAAGACCUGAUGGGCAGGAUGAGCUUGGAGGAAAAAAUUGGGCAAAUGGUUCAGAUUGAACGCCAAGUUUCAUCUUUUGAGGUCAUGAAGAAAUACUAUAUAGGUAGUGUGUUGAGUGGAGGAGGGAGUGUUCCAAAGGAGAAUGCAUCUGCUCAGGACUGGGUGGACAUGGUGAAUGAUUUCCAGAAGGGCUCGUUAGCAACCCGGCUUGGGAUUCCUAUGAUUUAUGGGAUUGAUGCAGUUCAUGGCCAAAACAAUGUUUAUAAAGCUACUAUUUUCCCCCACAAUGUUGGUCUUGGAGCAACCAGGGAUCCUCAACUGGUUAGGAGGAUUGGCGCUGCAACUGCUCUUGAAGUCAGGGCUACUGGGAUUCAAUACGUAUUUGCACCCUGCAUUGCGGUAUGUAGAGAUCCUAGAUGGGGCCGGUGCUAUGAGAGUUACAGCGAAGACCCCGAGAUUGUGAGGGCUAUGACUGAAAUCAUCCCGGGAUUACAAGGGGAGAUACCACCAAAUUCUCUGGGCGUCCCCUUUGUUGCUGGAAAAGAAAAGGUUGCUGCUUGUGCUAAGCAUUACGUGGGCGAUGGUGGCACUAUAAAGGGCAUCAACGAGAACAACACGUUGAUCGACUGGCAUGGCCUCCUCAGUAUUCACAUGGCAGGCUACUAUAAUUCAGUUAUCAAGGGUGUGGCUACUGUUAUGGUCUCCUACUCGAGCUUGAACGGGGUGAAAAUGCAUGCUCAUCAACAAAUGAUCACCGGGUUUCUUAAGAAAACACUGCGUUUCAGAGGUUUUGUUAUCUCGGAUUAUAUGGGGAUUGACAAGAUUACACCUACCAUGCACGGGAACUACACGUACUCCAUUCUACAUUCUAUCAAUGCCGGAAUUGAUAUGGUUAUGGUUCCAAACAACUAUACAGAAUUCAUUGAUGGACUAACGUUUCUAGUGAAGAAUAACUUUGUGCCAAUGAGCCGAAUUGAUGAUGCAGUUAAGAGGAUUCUCAGAGUCAAGUUCGUAAUGGGCCUUUUUGAGAACCCAUUGGCUGAUUAUAGCAUGGCGAACUAUCUUGGGAGUAAGGAGCACAGAGAGCUGGCAAGGGAAGCGGUGCGAAAAUCUCUUGUUCUUCUGAAGAAUGGAGCGAAUGCGGAUGAACCGGUUUUACCACUCCCAAAGAAAACGUCGAGAAUUCUGGUUGCAGGAACUCAUGCAGACAAUAUCGGCAAUCAAAAUGGCGGGUGGACAAUAACAUGGCAAGGAGUUCCUGGCAAUAAUUGUACUGUAGGUACUACAAUACUCUCGGCUAUAAGAAACACUGUUGAUCCAAAAACCGAAGUUGCUUUCAAAGAAAACCCCGAUGUGGAAUACGUGAAGUCAAACGAGUUCUCCCACGCCAUCGUGGUUGUGGGGGAGACGACGUAUGCAGAGGGCUACGGGGACAGCUUAAACCUGACGAUCCCCGAGCCUGGACCGACCAUUCUGACAAACGUGUGCGCCUAUGUGAAAUGUGUCGUGGUUCUCAUCACCGGGCGGCCUGUUGUGAUUCAGCCGUACCUCCCUCAGAUUGAUGCCCUUGUGGCUGCUUGGCUUCCAGGAACCGAAGGCCAAGGCGUUGCAGAUGUGCUUUUUGGUGAUUUCGGUUUCUCAGGCAAGCUUCCCAGGACAUGGUUCAAGACUGUUGAUCAGCUCCCCAUGAAUGUUGGAGAUCCUCACUAUGACCCUCUCUUCCCUUUUGGAUUUGGGCUUGAGACAGAGGGUAUAAACUAGAAGACAUUACUGUUCUAUUGAGAGGGGAAAGAGAACAGUAUGUACCACAGAAAACUACACUUCAUUGUCUAACAUUUCUCCUUUUUUUUUUUCUUUUUUUUUUUUUAUAAAUACUUCGUAAUUCAUUGCUAUUACACAUAAGCGGGUUUACUGGUGGACACACUUAGGUCUUGGCUGCUGGUUUUCGUCGUCACUGAAAAAAGAAAAGAAAUCAUUGUUACACACUUAUUACACUGAUGUUACACUAAAUAAUCACUUUCCACUUUUAUAGUAAUAUUAUUAUUAUUGUACUCAA
This is a messenger RNA of Ipomoea triloba (trilobed morning glory), 2256 nucleotides long. RefSeq names its product beta-glucosidase BoGH3B-like. The record is from RefSeq and is a predicted model, not a curated record. Bases 84 to 1961 code for a protein of 625 amino acids. Gene Ontology annotation, biological process: glucan catabolic process. Gene Ontology annotation, molecular function: beta-glucosidase activity. The transcript is spliced from 10 exons. Lineage: Eukaryota; Viridiplantae; Streptophyta; Magnoliopsida; Solanales; Convolvulaceae.